AUGAAGGGCGCUGAGCACACGGUGAGCCGGUGGCCCUUUCCCCGCCUCUGCGUGAAACUCAACAUCCCAACUCUGCCAAACAAGAACUGGAAACUUCGGGGCGUGGGCGCUGGAGGGACCGCCCUCCCCACUCACCCCUGCUCCCUCAGGCUGCUCACGGUGUACCCCGGCACCAAGGCCUGCUUCAAGCACCCAGGCGACCGCCGCCGGGUGCAGCUGCCGAGCCUCGGACUCCAGGCGGUGGGUGUGGCCGGGCGGCACGCGGACGCCCUGCGCGGCCCUGAGCAGCUGCGCGGGGACCCCACCAGCUUCCCACUGCUGAUGCAGCGCUUCCCGGGGGGGCUGGCCGCUCGCCUGCAGGGCGAGUGCACGGUGGCGGUGCAGGCGGCGUGGGAUAAGUCCCUGACGGGCCUGGCGGUGGGGCUGAGGAGAACGUCCACGCCCGCGGGCCUGUCCGCCCCGGGCCUGUGGCUUAGGCCUGUGGCGUAG
Molecule: messenger RNA, 489 nt
Organism: Hippopotamus amphibius kiboko
Lineage: Eukaryota; Metazoa; Chordata; Mammalia; Artiodactyla; Hippopotamidae
Product: hemoglobin subunit mu-like
Molecular function (GO): heme binding; oxygen binding
Source: RefSeq, a predicted model, not a curated record